Messenger RNA from Styela clava, 2517 nucleotides. Its product is annotated as NADH-ubiquinone oxidoreductase 75 kDa subunit, mitochondrial-like. Gene Ontology annotation, cellular component: membrane. Gene Ontology annotation, biological process: ATP synthesis coupled electron transport. NCBI's taxonomy places the organism in Eukaryota, Metazoa, Chordata, Ascidiacea, Stolidobranchia, Styelidae. The record is from RefSeq and is a predicted model, not a curated record. Gene Ontology annotation, molecular function: iron-sulfur cluster binding; NADH dehydrogenase (ubiquinone) activity.
UAUGUUUGAUUACUGAACAAAUUUUAAUUCAUUUUAGAUGUUUCUGUGAAAUUCAACAAGGCCUAUCUACAAUUUGGCGUCUAUUUAUUUAUUAGUAAUUUAAGAAAAAAUACUGACAAUGCUUCGUGCUUCCGUAUCUCAACUUUCUCGUGCUGUCUGGCCGCAUAAUAUUUCCAAAGCUUCUAUUAGUCUCUGCAACCGAAUUUGUGACAAUGUUGAAGUGUUUGUGGAUGGCAAUCCCAUAGAGGUACCUCAAGGAUCAACAGUGUUACAAGCUUGUGAACUGGCUGGUGUACAAAUUCCUCGUUUCUGCUUCCAUGACAGAUUGUCAGUUGCUGGAAACUGUCGCAUGUGUUUGGUAGAAUUAGAAAAGGCACCCAAGCCAAUUGCCUCAUGUGCAUAUCCUGUCAUGAAGGGGAUGAAAAUUCUCACCGACUCUGAAAAGUCAAAAAAGGCAAGAGAAGGUGUAAUGGAAUUUCUUUUGGCAAAUCAUCCUUUAGAUUGCCCCAUUUGUGACCAAGGCGGUGAAUGUGAUCUUCAAGAUCAGUCAAUGAUGUUUGGCUCUGAUCGUAGCAGGUUCAAAGAAACAAAACGAGCUGUUGAAGAUAAAAAUAUUGGACCACUGAUCAAAACUAUAAUGACCAGAUGCAUUCAAUGCACCCGCUGUGUGCGAUUUGGUGAUGAGAUUGCUGGCGUACCUGAUCUCGGCACAACAGGCCGGGGAAAUGACAUGCAGAUAGGAACCUAUGUGGAAAAAAUGUUUCGUUCUGAACUUUCUGGAAAUGUUAUUGAUAUUUGUCCGGUCGGAGCUCUGACAUCGAAACCAUAUGCCUUCACUGCAAGACCAUGGGAGACUAGAAAGACACAAUCAGUCGAUGUAAUGGAUGCAGUCGGUUCAAAUAUUGUGGUCUCGAAUCGCACAGGGGAGGUUAUGAGAAUUCUACCUAGACUGAAUGAGGAUAUUAAUGAAGAGUGGAUAUCUGACAAAACAAGAUUUGCUUAUGAUGGACUGAAAAGGCAGCGACUCACUCAACCAAUGAUAAAGGAAGGUGGUAGAUUAAAAGCUGCAGCAUGGGAAGAUGCUUUGUUGGCAGUAGCAGAAAAAUUGAAUUCUACUAAACCUGAAGACAUUGCAGCUGUAGCCGGUGGAUUUGCAGAUGCUGAAACUCUGGUUGCAAUGAAGGAUUUGCUGAACAGAGUAGGAAGUGAGAGAUUGCAUACUGAGGAAAUAUAUCCAAUGGAUGGACCUGGCACUGACAUUCGAUCCAGUUAUCUACUGAAUACUGGAAUUGCAGGUAUUGAAGAAGCCGAUUUGAUAUUACUUGUAGGAACCAAUCCAAGAUUCGAAGCACCAAUGGUCAAUGCGAGGAUCAGAAAAGCCUGGGUGCACAAUGAAGUAGAUAUUGCUUUGCUUGGCUCAAAAGUUGAUUUAACAUACACAUAUGAUCAUUUAGGGGACACUGCAAGUAUUUUGAAAGAAAUUUCUGAAGGCAAACAUCCUUUCAGCAAGAAAUUACAAGCAGCCAAACGACCCAUGAUAAUUCUUGGUGCAGAAAUGCUUGGUCGUGCUGAUGGAGCAGCGAUUCAUGCAUCUGUAUUAGAAACUGCACAAAAUGUGCGUUCGCAAGGCAAACUAGAUGAUCCAAAUUGGCGAACACUCAAUAUCCUGCAUCGCAUGGCAAGUCAAGUUGGGGCAUUGGAUGCAGGAUAUAGAGCUGGAGUUGAUGACAUUAUUAAAAAUCCACCAAAACUGAUAUUUGUUAUCGGUGCUGAUGAUGGAGCAUUGACAAGAAAGCGGUUAACAGACAAAUGUACCGUUGUCUACAUUGGUACUCACGGUGACCAUGUUGCACCAUUCUCUGACAUCAUCUUACCUGGAGCAGCGUACACUGAGAAAACUGCUACCUAUGUCAGUACAGAAGGCCGUGCUCAGCAAUGUUUUCCUGCCGUUUCACCACCAGGUAUGGCCAGAGAGGAUUGGAUGAUUAUUCGUGCUUUGUCUGAAGUAGCAGGAUUUAAUUUUGAUUACGACACUUUAGAAGAGAUGCGUGACAGGGUUGCUGAGAUAUCACCGAAUCUCACGAGAUAUGAUGUCAUAGAACCUGCAAAUUUCUUUGCCCAAGCAGCUGAACUAUCGAAGUUUAUAGAAGCUCGAUUUUCAAACUCACCAUUAAAACCAAACAUGAUUGAACUGUCUGACUUUUAUAUGACUGAUUCGAUUAGUAGGGCAUCACAAACAAUGGCAAAGUGUGUCAAAGCAGCAAAAGGACUAAGUUCAGAAAUGCCAUAGACUGUAUUUAUCUAGUUCCAUGUGUUUGUGUUCCAUUUUCCUCGAUUAUUAAGAUGAAAUUUAUAUAUUUGUGGUGAAUAAAUUUUUGACCACUUUGUGUGCUAGUGUAGUCUGAUAAGUUUCUAUUUCUUGCAAAUUCACAAAUCCAGUUUAUUACUGUUUCAAAUCUUGCAUAUCUGCUUUGUCUCAUCUGAUGUUUCCUUUCUUUUAUUGUCUAUUAUUUAAGA